AUGCGGCUUACCACUUUCUUCUAUACCGCCGCUCUUGCGGUUACGGCCAUCGCGACUCCCAUCUACGGAACAAAUGGCACCAACACAACAUAUGUUGGUCCUGAGAACGGCCACCUCGUAAUCGUUGGAGGGAAUUUGCAGAGCGAGAGCAUCUACCAGCGCAUCAUCUCCCUUGCUGGCGGCCCCAAUGCAUCGAUCGUUGUGGUACCCACGGCAGGCGGCGAAGAUACAUACGACCAGAACUUUACGACCGCAGUAGCGUUCCGCAAAUAUGGUGCCACCAACGUGACGGUAUUGCAUACAUACGAUCCCGCGGUUGCUGAUACCGACGAGUUCAUUGCUCCAUUGUUGAGUGCGAAGGGCGUCUUCUUCGGUGGAGGCAGACAAUGGAGACUUGUCGAUGCCUACGCUGGCACCAAGACCGAAGCAGCGUUCCAGGACGUCCUCGAUGCUGGAGGUGUUAUCUCAGGGUCUAGUGCUGGCGCGAGUAUCAUUGGCAGUUUCCUUGCUCGUGGUGACACCGCGAACAACACUAUCAUGAUAGGUGAUCAUACUGUCGGCUUUGGAUAUUUGAAGAACUCGGCCAUCGACCAGCAUGUCCUCGUACGCAACAGGCACUUCGACAUGUUUGAGAUUCUGAACGCCUACCCGGAGUUGCUAGGAUUGGCAAUUGACGAAGACACUGCGCUGGUGGUCAACAAGAACGAGAUGGAAGUCAUCGGCAGCACGUAUGCAUUGGUAUAUGAUGGCGGUUUCUGGUCGAGGGAAGGAAGCUGGGAGAGGCCUCUACCGCCAUCCAACGCGAGGUUUUACUUCUUGCGAGAGGGCGAUAGGUAUGAUCUCGGAGCUAGAGCAGUCAUCGAGCCGGAAAGCACUGGCCGCGGCGACGAUAUGUAA
Molecule: messenger RNA, 897 nt
Organism: Alternaria incomplexa
Lineage: Eukaryota; Fungi; Ascomycota; Dothideomycetes; Pleosporales; Pleosporaceae
Exons: 2
Coding region: 1-897 (298 amino acids)
Biological process (GO): proteolysis
Molecular function (GO): serine-type peptidase activity
Source: RefSeq, a predicted model, not a curated record